Acanthochromis polyacanthus (spiny chromis) is the source of this 5891-nucleotide messenger RNA. It is a transcript of the gene arhgap4b, whose product is annotated as Rho GTPase activating protein 4b. Gene Ontology annotation, cellular component: cytoplasm. Gene Ontology annotation, molecular function: protein binding. NCBI's taxonomy places the organism in Eukaryota, Metazoa, Chordata, Actinopteri, Pomacentridae. Gene Ontology annotation, biological process: negative regulation of cell migration; signal transduction. Bases 390 to 3173 code for a protein of 927 amino acids. The record is from RefSeq and is a predicted model, not a curated record. The transcript is spliced from 24 exons.
GGAGGGGAGGGGAGGGCUGUUUUUGAGUGAGUGUGUCCCUGAGAAACGAGAGUGUGCGGAGGGGAGGGAGGAGAGUACCGAGCUGAGAGAAAUCUGUCAGAUUCAAACACACUGUUCAAGGGAAACGAGAGAUGAGGGAGGAGAGCCGAGGAACAGAUAGAAAGAGGCAAGAGAGCGGCUCAAAGUGAGGCCGGGUCGCCUAUGGAUCUGGAACCCAGGGGAUUCCAUGGACUCAUUGACCCGACGCUGAGGCUCUGAGGGCGGCUGUAGAGCAGCGAGGCCAAAGGGGUGAAAGGUGACGACUACCGAGCCGGAGUGAGGGUGGAAAGGUUUCAGGAGGGGCAGAACGGGAAGCAUCGGCAAGUAAGACCAACGAGGGUCGAGUCAAGAUGAUGACAUCCCACGGAAAGCUGAGGAGGGAGAAGGGAAGUCUGGCCGAAUACGAGUCGCAGAUGAAAGACCUUAGGGCCCAGCUGACAGACCAAAUAAAGAUUUUGGACUCUCAGGUGGAGGUGAAACAGCAGCAGCUCUCGGAUCUGUCUGAGUUUCUCCGACGUCGCGGCGACAUCGAGGCCGAAUACGCUCGAGCCCUCGACAAACUCACCGAGAGGUUCACCCACAAGACUAAGAAGAAGGAGCAGUGGGGUCAGUCGGUGUGUCAGGUCUGGUCGGUUCUGUUGACCCAGACCCGUCUGGAGAGCCGAGAACAUGCAGCACUGGGUGAUACCUGCUGCAACACACUGACCCAGAGGCUGGUACACAGCACAGAGGACACGCACCGGCUGCACAAACGGAGCAAAGAAGUUGGGAUCCAGAUGCAGGACGAGUUGAUGAAGGUCACCACUGAGCUGCAGACGGCUUUAAAGACGUACAACCAGUACCACACCGACUGCCUGAUAGCCGAGGGGAAGCUGAAGGAGGCCGAGCGGUUGGAGGAACGACACACCGGGAAGUCUGCAGAACUGGGACCGGGUCAGCUGGUCGGACAGAGGAGGAGUUCUGUCAAGAAGAUGGAGAGAUUAAUGGAGAAGAGGCACGGCAGAGUUCAGGAGACCCAGCUGAAGUGCACCAAAGCUCGAAACGACUACCUGCUGAACCUGGCAGCGGCGAACGCAGCCAUGAACAAGUAUUACCUGCAGGACGUCAGCACGCUCAUCGACUGCUGUGACCUUGGCUUCCACCUGUCCGUGGAGAGGGUGAUGAAGUGCUACCUGGCCAGCAGGUGGCGCAUCCAGAAGACGGAGGAGACAGGGCUUAAGCAGCUGGAGGCCGCCGUCACGUCCCUGGACCAGGGAGGAGACAGAGACGCGUUGCUACAGCAACACGACUCGGCCUUCUGCCUCCCGUUCAGAUUCAACUACCAUCCACACGAGGGAGACCAGGUGUGCGAGGUAAGCGCGGAGAGCCAGGUGAGGUACGAGCUGGAGACCCGGUUCCAGCAGCUUCAGUCUCGCCUCGCUGCCGUUACCUUGGAAACAGAGGAGGUCAGUAAAACACUUAAAGCUACGCUCGCCGCCCUGCUGGACACGAUGUGCGACAGCGACUGUAACCCCUCCCCCGACGUGGCCAGCAGCCUAUCACACGAGCCGCCCGGAGGAGGAACCCUCCCCAAACUCACCCUCGCCAAACGUCGAGCCAAUCAGCAGGAGACAGAGACCUACUACUUUACAAAAGUGAAGGAGUUCCUCACCAGCAGCUCUCUGACGUCCAAACUUCAAGCCAAACAUGAUCUCCUCCACGAUGCCAUACAGAAAGCUGAGGCCGUGGACAGCGACCCUUCCAGGAGGAGAAGGAGAAUGUCUCGGACUCAGAGCUCUGGCCAGCAGAUUCCCGUGGUGGUUGAAAGCUGCAUCCGCUUCAUAAACCUUCACGGCCUCCACCAUGAAGGGAUUUUCAGAGUUCCCGGCUCUCAGAGGGAAGUUAACCUCAUCAGAGACGCCUUCGAGAGAGGAGAGGAUCCUCUGUCAGACAGCGAGUGCGACCUGGACUCGGUGGCCGGAGUGUUGAAGCUUUACUUCCGGGGCCUGGAGCCUCCUCUGUUCCCCUACGACAGCUACUCCCAGCUGCUGGAGUGUGUCCAAAUCGAGGCGGUGACGGAGAGAGCCGCCCAGAUUAAGGCGAUCGUCUCCACCUUCCCUCGGCCUCUCCUCAUCGUGAUGCGAUACCUGUUUGCUUUCCUCAACCACGUGUCUCAGUACAGCGAUGAGAACAUGAUGCAACCCUACAACCUGGCCGUCUGCUUCGGUCCCAGCCUGCUCAGGGGGCUGGACUCGGACGACGCCGUUGCCAGGCAACCGCAGGUCAACGACCUCGUCAAGACCAUGAUCCUGCAGCACGACAUCAUCUUCCCCGGCCAAUCGGAGCUGCCGGGCCCCGUCUACGAGAAGCACAUGACUCUGGAGCAGGAGUACUGCGAACCAAUCACAGAGGAGGGAGACGGAGAAACCGAACAUCUUCCCAGUGAGGACGAGUGGGAGGCUGUGGCCAUGUUCGACUAUGUGGCCAGAUCUCCCGCAGAACUUUCCUUCAAGCAGGGAGAACCGCUUAUCCUCCACAGCAAGGCCUCCUGUGAUUGGUGGAGAGGAGAGGUGGGCGGAGUUAAGGGUCUAAUUCCUCACAAGUACAUCAGCGUCCUGGAAGGGUCAGAACGAGGGAAACGAGAGGAAGGAGGAGGAGGAGGAGGAGGAGGAGGAGGAGGAGGCAGCACUGGAAACCUGACGGCAGAAGAUCUGCAGACGGAGAACACGACCCGGAUGCGGGUGAACAGUGACAGCGCCUCGUUGCCGGGGCGACAGAGAGGAAGUGAGGGGAGCCCCAACAGGAAGCCGCCGACCUCCCCAGCCACAAGACACCUGCCAGUGUCUCAGGAGCGACGCCACACUCUGGACACGGUGAGACAAGGAGCGUUCAGAGCUCCAGACAGACCUCCGUUCAGUCAGACGGAACGACCGGCCAUCGAUAAGGACAUGAUCAGCCGUCAGAUGAACUCGGUGUUUAAGGAGCUUCUGUCUCGCCAGCCUCCGGUCCAGGCGUCCAGCCUCGCCGCCGCCGCCGCCGCCGUUCCUCCUCCAUCUUCCUCCUCCUCAUCCUCCUCCAUCCCUCAAGCCGCCCCCGCUGCCAAAAAAGUUGGCUUCGGUCUGAGGGGCCGAGCGUUAUUCAGACCGGUGGACUGAAACCUGAUGCUGCCCACGGUGAAGAUUUAUUUUUCUGACACUUGUAUGAUAAUAAUAAUUGCGUCUCUGCCAUCUCAUAGUGCCACUAGUCUCGGUGCCGUGUUCCUGUACGUCCAGUGUGUCUGUUCUCCAGCUGGGUUUGGUCUUUUUUUAAUGUUCUGCGCAGUUUUUUUAAUUUUGUUUUUGUUCUCCAGGCUUUUACAGUUUUUCAUUUUAUUUUAUUUGGAGAAUCAGGGAUGUGACUUCACCAGUGAUAUCACCAGACUGACCUUUAAAAAGUGGUUGCCAUGGUACUUACUGUACAACAACAACAACAACAACAACGAAAGACUUACGCUGCCCCCUAGUGGCAGGUCUGAGAUCAGCAACUCACAAUUGUGGAGGUUUUAUUUUGAAAAGGAAACUGAUCUGGGGCCUGUGUCUAGGAGUGCCUUCACAUCUGUUACUCUUCACUUUAAUUUCACUUUUUAAAGACCUGAUACUUUUAAACUCCACAUUUAAUAUAAAAAUAAAGGAAUAAAAGUGAUCCAGGACGAUGUUUACGGAGCCCAAAGUGUUCAGUAUUAAAAAUAUCACGAGUAAUGAUGGGGAUAAAUUGUGUAAAAUAUCUAAUUCUGAGUUUUUCAAACCCUCAUUAUGGCAUCUAAUUUCAUCAUUCUGCACCAAAAUAGCAUUAAAUGUAACUUUAAUUUAACUACAGACAUUUUAUUUUACUUUAAAUCUAUUUCCAAAAGCUCAUAAUUGUUUUAAAUUGUUAUUUUCUAGGAAAAAUGCCACAAAAAAACAAUCUGACAGACACUGAAAAAACUACUGUAGUGGUAACGAUCAUUUUUUCCACUGAAACAAAUACCAAAGUGAUGAUUUCUGCUGUGCACAGUGGCAUUUUGUGCCACGUUUUACCUGUAAUCCAAAAAUUGCUACUCUUGUAAUUUGAAUAUUGCCCUUGGCUAAACUGUUUUUUGAAAAUAUUUCAAUCAAUUAUCAAGCCAUUGUAUUUCCUCAGUGUUUCGUGGUCCUUUUUAUUGAAUAAUUGCUGUAAAUCAGCACAAAACACACUUUUCUUGACAUAGCUGCAAUGCAGCAUAGCCAGCAGGCUACUGAACUAGGCUAACGAGCUAGGCUAAUGAGCUAAGCUAGUAUGUGAGCUUAGUUAGUUAAUAAUUUUUUAUUAAAUUAAAUUAUUUUGAACAGCAAAAUGCAGUUCAGUGUUAUUAGCAUUAACGAGCUCUCCUUGAACUGAGCAACACAUACAAAGACUGCCUGGACUUCUUAUUUUCACUGAUGCUGAUUGCAAAACACGACGCUCACGACCUCGACUAGCACACUAUGCUGCUGUUUUUACAUUGUGUAUAUUAUUUCCUCCAGUAUUUUCCAGUGUAGCUCCUGAAAUUAACACCAGAAGAUGCUAGUUUCUGUGUUUUCUCUGUUAUUUUCAAGCAUCAGCAGAUUUAGAGUUACUUUGACGUUGUUGUUUUUUUUAAUUAGCUAAUAGCAGCUAAUCGGCUAAUUCUGGUUGCAGUCGUUGGGACUAACAGCAGGUGGAGUGUGAUUGGCUGAAAGUAAGAGAAAUAAUGACAAUGCUGCUGUUACUAAAAGUGGUAUUAUUACAUAAUAAAGCUAGAAAUACACCAUUUUGAAUUAGAAAACUGUACAUGGAGUGCCCCUUUCUUCACCAAGGUCAACGCUCUGUCUUGUAAUUGAGAAAAGUGUUUUUCAUGCGCUCCUAAAUGAAAUGGAUUCUUCUUUUGGCCACAAUCCACUUCUAAGACAAGUGUAAUUAAAUUCAGCUUGGUAGUUUUUGCACAAGACAGAACAACAAAUCACACUAAAAGCAUUCAUUUUCCUUUUUGAAAUAAAGUCACAAUAAAAAUAACAUUUCAUAAUAAUUAUUUGUGCUUAGAUAUCUAGCAAAUUAUAGCAUCAUUUAUAUAUUUUACACAAUUUAUUCAUUUAUUUUUCCAUUAUUUAUGUAUUUACUGGACACUUUGGGCGUCUGUACAUGUUAAUCUGGAGUAAAAGUAAAAGUAUUUUUUGCGUAGCAGCAUGCAGCGUUAGAAAACACACAAACACACACACACUGAUGGAAAACACACAUUCCCCUUCAUAUGUGAUACAAGGCCUGGCGAGCAGGCCGGAUCUCAGGGCUUCUGCAGAGUUAAAGACGGGCUAACUCAGGUUUGGCUUCGGAAGGAACAAGUUUAGAGAUUCUCACUCAGGUCUUCAGUUGACUCGCUCUUCAACUGGAAACUGUGCCCAAGUCUCAAGAGCCAAAAAUACGGCCCCCAAGUCGGAUGGAGUCCGUCCUCUGGUCUAAACUGUGAAUUCACCGGCAACGUUUCGGAGCCACGAUCGAUUGGAACUCUUUUGUCUCAUUCAUCCACGAUGCUUCGGCCUCCGAGCCCCACCCACAGGUCCCGUUCAGACGCGAUUCAGGAUUUUCCACAGUGAGCUGUGCCGAUUACUUUGGCUCGGAAAGCAUUUGAAAUGUUCUUACAUGCAGCAUCUCCCCUCCGUUGUGUUUUAGUAUCGGAGACAUAGAAGUAGAUUCAGUUUUUUUUUUGUUAAAUUCUAAUUAUAAUCAUCAAUUCUGCUUCUAUGAUUAAAACACCCUGUUGUUCUGGAUCACUGUUUGAUGAUGUCACUAAAUUUAUUGUGUCCAACUGUAUAUGUGGUUAAAAAUAUGAAUAUAAUAAAGAUGACAAAGUGAUGAAUGAUUAA